AUGCAGUUUCCACAUCCUGAUUCUCGGAUAUUACCUCAUCAAAUAUUAUGUACUGCAGCACCACUUAAUUCAACAUCCAAGGAACUGAAAAGAGUUGUCGGUUCGCUUGUUGGUCUUGCUGUUGGUGAUGCACUUGGAGCUAGUGUUGAAUUUCGUCCCCGUCAAUAUCUUAUUGAUCAUCCUGCAAAAGAUAUGCAGAAUGGAGGCACGUGGGGUCUUCGAGCUGGUCAAUGGACAGACGACACUUCCAUGGCUUUAUGUCUAGCGUCGUCACUCAUCACUCAUCGUCAUUUUAAUUCAUACGAUCAAAUGGUGCGCUAUAAAUGGUGGUAUAAAAAAGGUUUUCUUUCAUCGACUGGUGAAUGUUUUGAUAUCGGUACUACUACUCGCACUUCACUUGAUGAAUUUUGCCGUCGACAAAAUAUUCUCAAACAACAUUUUCGAGGUAUGAAGGACGAUGACAUUGAUCAUUUGCCGUUAGAGCACGUUAGAAGUGUGCAAAAUUUUAAUGAAUAUUGUGGUGUAGUACAACAAGCUGGUAAUGGUGCGUUAAUGCGUCUUGCUCCUGUGCCUCUGUUUUACUUUCGACACCCUGAAAAGGCUGUUAAAUAUGCAGGUGAGAGUGCCUGUCUUACUCAUGGUGAUCAAAAAGCAGUUGACGCUUGCCGUUAUUAUGCAGCUCUUAUCGUUGCUGCAAUUCAUGGAGAAUCAAAAAAAGAACUAUUAAAUGAGCAAUUUUACGAAAAGCAUAACUCAUGGUUUGGAUCUGUGAAACUUCAUGAUGAAGUUCUACGUGUAGCUCGAGGAUCAUACAAAAAACAAGGUGGUUAUAAAGAUGGUAUUCGAGGAAAAAGUUAUAUUAUCAAUACUUUAGAAGCUGCUCUCUGGGCGUUUUGGUCUGAUGAAAACUCUUUUGAAAAAGGUGUUCUUAAAGUUAUUAAUCUCGGCGAUGACACCGAUACAACCGCUGCCGUAUAUGGUCAAUUGGCUGGUGCAUAUUAUACUAUAUCAGGUAUUCCCUCACGCUGGGGUGAAAAACUGUAUGCUAAUACACUGAUUAUUUGCAUCGCUGAAUGCCUUUAUGUCGAAGGAAGCCGAAGUGAAAAUAAUAUGGUUCAACCGCACCAACCACAAAAAAGACAGAUGACAAUGCAACAUCAGAAUCAGCCAACAAUGUCAACAUCACAGUUCAAUCAACAUCAAGAUUCUUACAAAUCAAUUCAGCAAACUUCAUCUGAAGUUUAUAAGGAUCGUAUCGACUAUGGUAUUCCAUUUAAACAAUUGCAGCCUCAAACGUAUCAUACUACUCAUUCAAACACUAAUAAUUCGUACAGUCGACAGCAAAAAACAAAACGAGAUCCUAGUACUUUACCGCCUGCCGGUUUACACAGUGGUUUUUACAGAAGGUAG
Messenger RNA from Rotaria sp. Silwood2, 1410 nucleotides. The record is from the annotation of a GenBank genome assembly. Lineage: Eukaryota; Metazoa; Rotifera; Eurotatoria; Philodinida; Philodinidae.